This is a messenger RNA of Paraglomus occultum, 516 nucleotides long. NCBI's taxonomy places the organism in Eukaryota, Fungi, Glomeromycota, Glomeromycetes, Paraglomerales, Paraglomeraceae. The record is from the annotation of a GenBank genome assembly.
AUGUCGUCGUCACCUUCGCAAUACGCAAUGCCUACUCCACAACCGUAUACGAAUUCUUCAAUUACUCCCACGUACCCUAAUGCUACUUAUGCUCCUGCCCAACAACCAUCUCAACCCUUUUCAUCAACGACUCCUGUUAACUCUCAGACUGCAGAAAAGAGUGGAAACAGUAGUGAUAACGGAAAUAGAAGCACUGGCUAUAAAGGGCAGACAAGAAGAGAGAAUAACUGUGCAACUGACAUAUGCUUGUAUGGAACUUCUGAAGGGAUGAGGGUGAACGUUAAAGAAUUGGACGUAAAACUGCAAAGUGAACAUUACGCCAAAGGAGCGUUGGACUUUAUACCUUCUUCUCGAUUUGAGGAGGUUGUGCUUAUAUUGAUUAUAAUUCGCGACGAUAAAGACACUGGCACAAAGAGAAUCUCGGAAAUCGGUGUCUCUGUAUUUCACAUGAAGAAUUUAAUAUUGAUUAUGCCAGGAAGACGAGGAAACCGUAUUUGGCUUAAUCGAUCAUAUUAA